Phialemonium atrogriseum is the source of this 2483-nucleotide messenger RNA. RefSeq names its product glycosyltransferase family 39 protein. Gene Ontology annotation, molecular function: dolichyl-phosphate-mannose-protein mannosyltransferase activity. The transcript is spliced from 10 exons. The record is from RefSeq and is a predicted model, not a curated record. Gene Ontology annotation, biological process: protein O-linked glycosylation via mannose. The coding region runs from base 147 to 2375 and encodes 742 amino acids. Lineage: Eukaryota; Fungi; Ascomycota; Sordariomycetes; Cephalothecales; Cephalothecaceae. Gene Ontology annotation, cellular component: endoplasmic reticulum; membrane.
GUUUCCAUCGAACGACCGUCGUUGGCUUCUUUCCAGGGGUUUGGUCUCGUUCUUUUUUACCCGCGUUACCUCCUAUUUUUCCAGCCUCGCGAUCCUACCGUACUUCAGCUAGUGCCUCUGAUCUCGACUGAGAAGCCGCCAUCACCAUGUCGAGUAACGACAAGACGGCAGUCGCCACCGGCGCCGAUACAGCCGACACCCUCAGGAGACGGAAUGUCGUCCCUGCUCCUCAACAAGCUUUAGCUGGGAAGCCGCAGCCGCAGGAUAACAAGAAGGAAUUGAAGAAGGAACCCUCCGUUCUUCAGCUGCUCGGCCAGUGGGAAUGGCUCAUUGCCCCUAUCAUCUUCACGGCCCUCGCCUUCUUCACGAGGUUCUACAAGAUUGGCCUAUCACCCAUAGUGACGUGGGACGAGGCACACUUUGGCAAGUUCGGGAGCCAUUAUCUGAAGCGAGAGUUCUACUUCGAUGUUCACCCUCCUGCCGGAAAGUUGCUAGUCGGGCUGAGCGGAUGGCUUGCUGGAUACAACGGGUCCUUCGAAUUCAAGUCGGGCGAGACGUAUCCCGCCGAGGUCAACUAUACCUUUAUGCGCCAGUUCAAUGCCUUCUGGGGCGCUGUGUGUGUGCCAAUGGCGUAUUGGACGGCCAAAGAGAUGAACCUGAGGCGACCGGCAGUCUGGCUCGUAACCCUCAUGGUUCUGUGUGAGAACUCGUACACCACCAUCAGCCGAUUCAUCCUUCUCGACUCCAUGCUUCUCUUUGGCACAGUGGCGACAACGCUGUGCUGGGUCAAGUUCCAUUCGCAGCGGACCAAGAGCUUCGAGCCUGAGUGGUUCUUCUGGCUCUUCAUGACUGGUCUGAGCAUCGGAUUCGUGACCAGCAUUAAGUUGGUGGGCCUUUUCGUGACCGCCCUUGUCGGCCUGUAUACCGUCGAGGACCUGUGGAGAAAGUUUGGUGACACCAAGAUGCCUCUGAUCGAGUUGGCUGCUCACGUUUCCGCUCGGAUUAUUGGGCUCAUCGUCCUCCCUUUCCUGGUCUAUUUGCUUAGCUUUGCCAUCCACUUUGCCGUGCUCACAAACACCGGACCUGGCGACGCUCAAAUGUCGUCCCUGUUCCAGGCCAAUCUCAGGGGCACCGAAGUCGGCCGAGAUAGCCCCUUGGAGGUUGCCCUCGGCUCAAGGGUGACUAUCAAGAAUAUGGGCUAUGGAGGCGGCUUGCUCCACAGUCACGUCCAAACGUACCCCGAAGGCUCAACCCAGCAGCAGGUUACUUGUUAUCAUCACAAGGAUGCCAACAAUGACUGGUUCUUCUAUCCCAACCGAGGCGAUGCGGAUUAUGAUGCCGAAGCCGAUCCCCGAUUCAUUGGAAACGGCGAUACCAUCCGCCUGAUCCACGCCCAGACUGGUCGCAACCUCCAUUCGCAUGAGAUUUCUGCCCCCGUGACUAAGGCCGAUAAGGAGGUAUCCUGCUACGGCAAUCUGACCGUCGGUGACAACAAGGAUCACUGGAAAAUCGAGGUUGUCAACGACGCCGCUUCUCGCGACUGGAGCCAUCUCCGUACGCUCACUACAGGGUUCCGUCUCAAGCAUGAGGUGUUGGGAUGCUAUCUGCGGGCUGGCAACGUCAACCUGCCGCAAUGGGGCUUCAAGCAGAUCGAAGUUACGUGCACCAAGGAGAACAAGCCUCGCGACACAUACACGCAUUGGAAUAUCGAGUCUCACACGAAUGAGAAGUUGCCUCCCGGAGACCCUGGAAAGUACAAGUCUCCUUUCUUGAAGGAUUUCAUCCACCUGAAUGUUGCCAUGAUGACCUCCAACAACGCCCUCGUCCCGGAUCCUGAUAAGCAGGACGACCUCGCUUCGCAAUGGUGGCAGUGGCCCAUUCUGAAUGUAGGCUUGAGGAUGUGUGGCUGGGAUGACCAUAUCGUCAAAUACUUCCUCCUGGGCAACCCCUUUGUCUACUGGGCCUCGACCGCUUCGCUCGGUACGUUCGGCCUCUUGGUCGCCUGGUACCUGGUCCGCUGGCAGCGAGGCUACAAGGAGCUCUCCCAGGGCGAUAUUGACCAUAUCCACUUCGCCGGCUUCUACCCCGUCGCCGGGUGGUUCCUUCACUACCUGCCGUUUGUCAUCAUGGCGCGUGUCACUUACGUCCACCACUACUACCCUGCGCUCUACUUCGCCAUCCUCACCCUCGGCUUCCUUACCGAUUGGUUCUUGCGGAACCAGGCCAAGGCCGCCCAGUACGGCAUCUACGCCGUCCUGUACGCCGUCGUUGUAGGCCUAUACGUUUUGUUCAUGCCCAUCUGCUGGGGCAUGACCGGACAGAACAGGCAGUACAGCUACAUGAAGUGGUUUGACAGCUGGAGGGUGUCGGACUAGAGAGUCGGUCGAGGUUAAUUGGAGGAGGAGUGGGUCAGAGGGGGCCUCAAUAAUUGCGUGAUAUUCGGACUUAGAAACCCGAAUAUCGCUGGUGUUGGGCACGCAGUU